Molecule: messenger RNA, 815 nt
Organism: Drosophila teissieri
Lineage: Eukaryota; Metazoa; Arthropoda; Insecta; Diptera; Drosophilidae
Product: ATP-dependent RNA helicase DHH1
Exons: 2
Coding region: 117-815 (232 amino acids)
Source: RefSeq, a predicted model, not a curated record
UAUCGCUUUCAGCGGAACCACAGAUAUCGAAUGACAUCGGGGCGGCUUCUUCUUAUAUAUGCCCACGGCGUCAGGGCCACUGCAAGCAUUUGCAACAGACAACCAUAUUGAGCAGCAUGUUCAGGUUUAUUCACCUCGACAUCCUGGUCAGCCUGUUUGGCUGUUUUGCAUUGAUGAGGGCACAGCACCACCAGCAAUCCCACCAGCAGGAGCUUUCGGGGCUACAACUCCACCAUCCCCCGUGGCUGUACUCGAUGCCCUGGCGACCUUUGAUCCUGCCCACAGCUAGCCCUUUGCCUUCUUUGGCGGCGCUGGCUCAACUGAGUCCUGGCUACACGGGUCCGCAGACCUUUCCUCCAGUUGCAGAGGAUCAACGACAAUAUCCGCAACAGACGCAGCAAUAUCAGCAGCAACAGCAGUAUCAGCAGCUACAGCAAUAUCAGCCAUAUCAGCAACAUCAGCAACAGCAAUACCAACAGACAUAUCCGCAGCAAUUCCAGCAUCCGUCCGUCCUGGUGGGCCUAUUCACUCCUCAGCUGCAGGCCCCGCCGUUGGCAGCUCCUCCUCCACAGGCUGGCCACUUUAGCCUGCCCUUCAGGCCCUCCCCCUUCGCCGGGUACACGGAUGACGGAGAUGGAGAUGUAGAUCAGGGGCAGGGAUAUAACGGUAUACAAGAGCAAUCGGCCCAGCAGGAACUGGAGGAAGCGCCCUUCCAUGACCAUGCCUAUAAUAAGCCAGUGGCGGAGGGUUCCGAGCAGCCAAGGGGCUACGUCUACUUAGCGCCCAGUAAUGCCUAUAAUCUCGUAAGAACUUAG